GUGGUUCACAGCCCUCUUGGCGGUUGCUGUCGCCGCUCGAGGCCUGGCAGAGCUGUGCGGCGAGGAGAGGGGAUGAGGGGGAGAAGUGUUGCUGCUGCAAGUCUGCAGACAUGAUGCCCACCCUGAAGCCGAAGCAUCGUCCCUUCUGCUUCAGCGUAAAAGGCCACGUGAAAAUCCUAAGGCUGGAUAUCCUCAACUCAGUAAUAGCAGCAAUAUUCAUGGUAAUUAUAUCUGUGUUGGCACUGUUACCAGAAACCACAAGAGUUAUAGCCCUUGGAGGGGUGUUUGGACUCCUGGCGGGAGUGUGCUGUAUUGCGGACGGGGUCCUUAUUUACCGGAAGCUUCUAUUUAAUCCAAGUGGUCCUUAUCAGAAACAGGCUAUUCAUGACAAAAUAUAAGCUUUGUAAUUUUAUAUUACUCUUUAGUUGAUGCUAAGUAUUAAGUAUAUUAAAUGUAUUUAUUCCUCC
Molecule: messenger RNA, 467 nt
Organism: Enhydra lutris kenyoni (northern sea otter)
Lineage: Eukaryota; Metazoa; Chordata; Mammalia; Carnivora; Mustelidae
Product: chemokine like factor
Exons: 3
Coding region: 111-398 (95 amino acids)
Cellular component (GO): membrane
Source: RefSeq, a predicted model, not a curated record